Molecule: messenger RNA, 2623 nt
Organism: Pectinophora gossypiella (pink bollworm)
Lineage: Eukaryota; Metazoa; Arthropoda; Insecta; Lepidoptera; Gelechiidae
Product: sodium/potassium/calcium exchanger 4-like
Exons: 9
Coding region: 220-1851 (543 amino acids)
Biological process (GO): calcium ion transmembrane transport; intracellular calcium ion homeostasis
Cellular component (GO): membrane
Molecular function (GO): calcium channel activity; calcium, potassium:sodium antiporter activity
Source: RefSeq, a predicted model, not a curated record
CAUUUGCACAAAGUGUUUUGUGCCUGUUGGUUCUCUUGUCCUGUGAAUUUAAUUAUAAUUUAAUUCACAAUUAGUUUAUAAACUAUAAUUUAAGUACUGAUAACAUUGUGUUAGUCAACAAUUUGUACAGAAAGCACGGGCCGUUCCUUAAUUGUAACAAAUACUAACUAAUUGUUACAGAAACGUGUAUCACCAGUGGAAACUGUAAUUUGAAUCAAAAUGACUCGCAAAGGAGAGAUCAUACUGUUCACCUCGUUGGUUCUGUGUUCAUUCGCUUCAGCCUUUGAUUUUGACAUUUACAAUGUGACAAAAGCAGAGAGACCAGGAUACGUAAUAGUGACCAACAAAAAUGGUGAUACAGUAUAUAUGUCUGAGGAGCUGAUGAGGAAACUAAACGAUGAGUUGGAGACGUGGCACUGGACGCCCUGGCUGAGGACCAGGACUGCGGUGCAGAACAACCAGGUUCAGGAAGAGUGUGCCGCCGAGAACUCUGUCGACAGCUUCCCAGAAUCUAUAUUUACUGAUGAUCAGUUACGGCAAGGCGCGUUUCUUCUGUACGUACUUUUUGGUAUCUACGCUUUCACGUUGCUAGCCAUUGUCUGCAACGACUACUUCAUCCCUUGCGUGGAAUUCAUUUGCGAGGAUCUGAAAAUACCGCAGAACGUGGCUGCAGCCACAUUCAUGUCGGUGGCGACAUCAUGUCCCGAGUUCUUCGUGAAUGUGAUCUCCACCUUUAUCACCGAGUCGGACAUGGGCAUUGGAACGAUCGUCGGCUCGGCUAUAUUCAAUGCACUCGGUGUUGCUGCCAUCGGGGGGCUCGCUGCUAUCGCGCCAAUUAAAAUUGAUGCUGCCCCUGUAACGAGAGAUGUGAUCAUCUAUAUGAUCAACGUGGGCGUGUUGGUCGCUAUCGUGUGGGACGGGCAGGUAGACUGGUACGAGGCUGUGGCGUUGGGUGUCCUCUACAUACUAUACUUCGUUGUCAUGUUCAACAGCAUGCGUCUUUUCCGCUUGAUGGACAAAAUAAUUGCGAAAUGUUGCAGAAGUAACAGCGCGGACAUUUCAGAAACUGCUGUGGUUGCUAAUGAAAUCAAUAAAUCCGUAGAAGAAGGCAUUGAUAACAAGGCAUUUGAACACGGAAGCAUUGCGAACGGAAUCAAUUUGGAAAAACCAAUGGUCGUUGAUGGUAAAGAGGAUUCCGUUAUUGAAAAACCGCCGAAAUCAGUAUGGAGGUUCCCGAUGCAAAAUUCAUUGGUGUAUAGGAUAUGGUGGGUGUAUACCUGGCCGUUAAAGUUCUUAUUGACAAUGACGAUCCCGUCUCCGAUAACCUGCAGAAGAUUUUACCCCCUCGCAUUCUUCAUGUGCAUUGUCUGGAUCGGAGUGAACUCGUACUUUGUCUCUUGGAGCAUGACUGUUAUAGGGAAUACUUUCUUCAUUCCGGAGUCUGUGAUGGGAAUGACGUUUUUGGCAUUUGGAGGCUGCUUACCUGAGGCUUGCUCAAUAUUCAUCAUGUCUAGAAGAGGUGAAGGAGGUAUUGGUGUUUCGAACGCCCUGGGGGCGAAUUCUUUAGCAAUCCUGUUCGCUCUGGGCGUUCCAUGGCUGAUCAGGACAGUCGCGCUCGAGGUGCAGGGUGCCGAGCAGACGGCAGUGCUCAUCAACUCUAGCGGUAUCGACUUCGUGGUCGGCUCCCUCCUCGUCGUCGCCUGCUGCUUGUGGAUCACGCUGUUCAUCGGAAAGUUCACGCUCAGAAAAAGCAUUGGUGGCGUCUUCACCUUACUCUACCUCUUCUUCAUCACGUUCGCCAUCCUCGUCGAGAUGGGCAUUAUACUGGACCGCGAGGACGCCUUCUGUUGAAAAUUUAUUUAAAAAUAUUUGAGGCUAGUUCACAAAGUGAGAUUAUGAAAUUUGAGCAUUUCUUUUACGCAGUUCCUGUGAUGUUUAUUAUUUAUAUUUUACAAAUCAAGUAAUUUGUUCUGUUAUUGUUAUUUGAGUCAGUACUUACCUGUAGUAUUAGUACAGAUAACAAGUUAGCUGUGUUGGAGAGGAAUGAAAGAAUUGUUGGAAAUUAGAUUAGAUCUGAUUAUUUUACAAUCGCUUUGUAUAGUCAGGCAUAAAGUACCGUGCGUAUUGACAUUUUUAAGUUUGCGCUCAAUGCGCAAUGCGCAAACACAAACAAGUAUAACUUAAUGAGGUGCAUUAGACGAAAGAUUAUUAUGACAGGCAAAAUGCAUUUUGUUAAAUAACGACAAGGAAAAGUUGUAUAUUGUUGUUAUAAGUAGUAAGUAAUUAUAAAUGUUAAAUAGUUUAGUAAGUACUUACAUAACAGAUAGUAUCCUAUUAGUGCGUUGCUAAUUAUCUUAAUUAAUUCGAUCAUAAUGUAGCAGAUAAACACAUUGCUUUUCUUAAACACCAGAUUUAUCUGUAAAUACAUCAAAUGUCAAUUACUACUUAAUGUUUGGAUACAACACAAGACAUUCCGUUAUAGUAGUACUAAACAGUCUGUACUAAAAGAUAAUUAAAAUAUAAAACUGAGUUCCAAAAAUAUCAUCUACUUACGUAUUAAUGUUAAGACUAAGACAAGUAGAUUAGAAAUUAAAAGAAGACCAAAUAAAGUACUUAAUAUUUA